Messenger RNA from Oncorhynchus kisutch (coho salmon), 3967 nucleotides. RefSeq names its product uridine-cytidine kinase-like 1. Bases 129 to 1781 code for a protein of 550 amino acids. The transcript is spliced from 16 exons. Gene Ontology annotation, molecular function: kinase activity; ATP binding. NCBI's taxonomy places the organism in Eukaryota, Metazoa, Chordata, Actinopteri, Salmoniformes, Salmonidae. The record is from RefSeq and is a predicted model, not a curated record.
CUGGUUUUACCACGGUGAAGUGAGGAUGGAGCGCACUCCACGCACGCACAUGUACACAAAAGGUGACGUCAGGACGCUUCAUCCGGUGUUUGUUUACGCGCGGUCUCCGGUGUGUACGAGAUGGAAACAUGGCAAUGAAAAUUAACCAAAACGAUGUCCAGAUGCCACAACAAGAAGAGGGGGAGAAAGAAGAAGACCGGUCGAUGUCUAGAUCUGACAGAUCAGUGCAGGUGAAGAGGAAAAGUAGUGGCAGUGGAGAUGAUUCUCUGGGCAGUCUUCCGAAACACCCCCGCUGCCCUCUGACCCCCUCACUGUCUCCACGGAAACGGACCACCAGCCAGAGCAAGACUGAGCCACCUCUCUUGAGGACCAACAAGAGGACAAUCUACACUGCAGGAAGGCCCCCCUGGUACAAUGUCACUGGGACCACCUUCAAAGAGGCUUUCGUUAUUGGCCUCUGUGGAGGAAGUGCUUCUGGAAAGACCACGGUGGCCAAUAAGAUCAUCGAGGCUCUAGAUGUUCCCUGGGUGGUCCUCCUCUCCAUGGACUCUUUCUAUAAGGUUUUGACCAAAGAUGAGCAGGAGCUGGCAGCUAAGAAUGAGUAUAACUUUGAUCACCCAGAGGCCUUUGACUUUGAGUUGCUGGUGACUGUUCUGAGGAAGCUGAAGAAGGGCAAGAGCAUCAAAGUACCCGUCUAUGACUUCACUUCUCACUGCCGCCGCAAGGAGUGGAAAACUGUCUACGGUGCCAAUGUUGUCAUAUUUGAGGGGAUUCUGGCGUUUGCCAACAAGGAGCUUUUGAAGCUGCUGGACAUGAAGGUGUUUGUGGACACCGACUCGGACAUCCGUCUGGUCAGGCGUCUGAAGAGGGACAUAUCGGACCGCGGCCGGGACAUCAACGGGGUCAUCAAGCAGUACAACAAGUUUGUCAAGCCGUCCUUUGAGCAGUACAUCGAACCCACCGUGCAGGUGGCGGAUAUUGUGGUCCCCAGGGGGGGCGAGAACUUUGUUGCCUUGGAUCUGAUUGUGCAGCAUGUUCACAGUCAGCUUGAAAAGAGGAAGCUCCGCUGGGAUAUGUCUGCUCUGGCCUCCGCCCACCAGGGACAGCCCCUACCCAAGACCCUCAGCGUCUUGGAGAGCACCCCACAGGUCCGCGGCAUGCACACCAUCAUCAGGAAUAAGGACACUAAUCGUGAUGAGUUCAUCUUCUACUCUAAGAGGUUAAUGAGGCUCCUGAUAGAACAUGCCCUCUCCUUUCUGCCCCUCAAGCCUGUGCAAGUGGAGACUCCCCAAGGUUCCAUCUAUGAAGGGAAGAGACUCAGUGGUAAAAGGAUCACAGGUGUGUCCAUACUGAGAGCAGGGGAGACCAUGGAGCAGGCGCUGAUGCAUGUGUGUAAAGACAUUAGGCUGGGGAAGAUCCUCAUCCAGACCAACCAUGACACUGGAGAGCCUGAGCUCCACUACCUGCGUCUGCCUAAGGACAUCAGUGAGGACUAUGUCAUCUUGAUGGACAGCACUGUGUCCACUGGGGCUGCUGCUCUCAUGGCCGUCCGAGUGCUGCUGGACCAUGAUGUCCAGGAGGAUAAAAUCUUCCUGUUGUCUCUACUGAUGGCUGAGAUGGGCGUCCACUCUGUGGCCUACGCCUUCCCUAAGGUCCGCAUUAUCACCACCGCCGUCGAUAAGAAGGUCAACAACGAGUUUCACAUCAUCCCUGGCAUUGGUAAUUUCGGGGACCGUUACUUUGGGACGGACACUCCCUCGGACUGGACCGAGAGUGAUUAAAGGAUGGACUACUGAGCUGAAGUUUUGCUGAGGGGGAAGUAGGGGGGGGGGGGGGAUAUCACACAAGCACUUAGCCAUGCCAGCCAACCACUGAUCAGCUCCUAAGAGCUAAAUAUUCCCCCUCAGUCAGCGCCCCUCUGCUGCUUAUCAUUUCAUGAUGUCCUGGGCACUGCCCCUGUGCCAACUCUACCCUCUCUGAUCAGGGUGAAAGGUCAUAAGGCUACCUACCCUCCUGAGGAGGAAAUGUGAUAUUAGCCUAGCUUUGCUAGCGAUGCCCAUUAGCCCAUACAUAUCUAUCUAUCCACUGAUAAAAAAAAUACUUGAUUUGUGAUUUUGCUUGUUUGAUUUUUGUUGACGCAGCAGGACCUGUAAAGUUGGAGAAAGAAUCAAGAGAAAUAAAAAGCCUCUUUUGGGUUGAAGGAUGACCAUUUUCUAGUCCUUUUGAUGUUUUCCUGUUGAGUUGACCCAUAGAAAUAGUUAAGAUGACAAAUCACACCACAGUAUGAAAUCAGGGAAGAUGAGAGUAGGACAGUCUGUGGCUGUUAGUGCCAGAUCUCAGCUGUGCUUGAAUAACGUGUGAAUAUAAUGGUGAUGACCAUUGUUAUGCGCAGGGAGACUUUGUAUUAUAACUGAGAGGAGCAAGUUACAGACUGAGGGUACAAUGGACCAGGUAGGUAGUGAAAAUAUAAGGUCAUAUAGCUCAUGGGUAGCUUUUAGCUCAACAUUGCCUUAGUAUUACUUAAUAUACAUCUAUGGACAUUAUGGACUGUCCUCUCUGGAGAUUGUGUGCUGUUGCCUUAGCUGUGACAAAAGUCUCGUGCAAAAAAAGUACUUUUUUUUUAUGGUUUAAGAUGAUUGGCUUUUUUUUAACAUUAUUUAGUACUUGAGGCUGUUUUUAUUAUAAGGAUUUUAUUCAGUUUCCUCUCACAUAUAUGAUAGGUUGGUUGAUGCAGAUUUUUUUUUUUAAACUUUGCAGCCAUUUCUCUGGGUAAUAAAUAAAAUGUUAUCGCAUGCUUCAUAAACAACAGGUGUAGACUAACAGCUUACUUACAGGCCCUUCCCAACAAUGAAGAGAAAAAAAAUAAUAGAAAAGUAAUAAUAAGUACACAAUGAGUAACGAUAACAUGGCUAUGUACACAGGGUACCAGUACCGAGUCGAAGUGCAGGGGUACGAGGCAAUUGAGGUAGAUAUGUACAUAUAACUAGGAAUAAAGUGACUAGGCAACAAGAUAGAUAAUAAAUGUGAUGAAUCAAAGUUGGUGCAAAAACGGUCAAUGCAGAUAGUCAGUUUAAUUAUUUUGUUAACGAUUUGAACUACUUAGCACUAUUUAUACUUGAAUAUUUUUCCUGUGUAAAUUAUUUCCUUGUGUAUUUAAUGUUUUCUCGUUUAAAUUGAUACCCCUGAUUAGUUCACAAAGGCCGUACAAUGUAUGUUGUAGUAUAAUUAAGAACUUACAGCAGGAGAGGUGGCUCUGACUGUAAAACUACUCAAAUGAAACCAUCAUGGAUCAUCUGUAUCUUGUUUUAAUAGGCUGACCAGCUUGGCCAUGUACAUAUUUUGUUUUCUGGCCUUCAUAGUUACAGGAUUGCAAGACAGAACCUUGAGGAUUCUGUGGCUUUGAGUGUUUAAAUAUAGUGUCUAAAAAAAAGAGGAUACCCAAGAUAUCCUCAGGCAUUUCUUUGCCAAAACUAUGCAUAUGCAUAUUGUUAGCUAAGAGACAUUUGGAUGGUAAGCAUAGUGUUACAUAUUUGUCCAGUUGUGUGUAUAUAUAAUAAACACAUCUAUCUAUUUCCCUUAGGGAGAGUGUUUGUCUUUGCUGGGUCUCCAUGUGUCAAAUAAGGCUUCUCUAUAGGGCAUCAGCUUUAGCUAUAUUCUUUACCUCACCUGCAUUUCUGUUUUGUAUAGCUUGAACUGUCCAUGGGUGUCUGCUUACUACUGUAUAUCUGAUUGUGUGGUUGACACAGCUUGGUUACAUGUAUAUGCUCAACAAUGUUCCAUGAAUCUAGAUUUUUUUUUUGUGUUCCUUUUGUGGAUUAGACCUUUUUUUUAAAGCAUGAUGUAAGGACAAGGCUUUUUUGUUGGUGUGUGUGUUCCCUUAUCAAAAAGGAAUCUUCACACACAAAUCACUGCAAUAUUUCAUGCUAUCAUUUCAUGUCCAAGAAACAAUAAAAUAAUGCGAACUGAA